UGCUCCGGCGGGGCCAUGCCGGGCAGGAGGGUGCGCGGGCGGCGCGGGACGGGGGCAGGGACACGGACACGGAUACAGACAGGGACACAGACCCCGGAGCGGCCGCGGGCGGAGCUGUCCGGCGGCUCCCUUAGGCCCGGCCCGUUCUGCCCGCAGUGCGGGCUCGCCGUGGAACCCACGUUCCGCUUCUGCCCGGCCUGCGGCGGGAGGCUGCCCGCGCCGCCCGAGGAGCGCACCGAGCCCGCAGCGCCGGCCCCGAGCCCGCCGCCAGUCCCGAGCCCCGCCGCCUCCUCCUCCCCGCGGGCGUCCGCGGCCCGGCUGGGGCCCCGCUCGCCCCGCUCGCCCCGCAAGCCUCGGGCCGGCCCGGCCGUGCCGCUCCCGGCGGACACGGUGCUGACGGACCAGGGAGGGCGGCUGUGGAAGCUGGUGCGGCUGCUGGAACAGGGCGGCUGUGGGCUGCUGUACGAAGCGCAGUCAGCAUCUGGAACCUGUCCUCAAAAGCAAAGCUACUCCCUCAAACUUGAUGCCAAAGAUGGGAGGAUCUACAAUGAACAGAAUUUCUUCCAGCGAGCUGCAAAGGCAGGCACAGUGGAGAAGUGGAAGAAGUGGCAUUCCGUGCCUCUGCUGGGCAUCCCCAACUGUGUUGGCUUUGGACUGCAUGCAGACAGCUACAGGUUUUUGGUGUUCUCUGAUUUGGGGCGAUCUCUUCAGUCGGUCCUGAGCGAUGGCCUGCACCUGCUGAGGGAGAAGGCAGCUUUUCAGAUUGCAGUUCGUGUGCUAGACUGCCUGGAGUACAUUCAUGAGAAUGAGUAUGUGCAUGGGGACAUCACUGCUGAGAACAUCUAUCUGAACCCAGCAGACCUCACACAGGUGACCCUGGCUGGCUACGGCUUCGCCUUCCGCUACUGCCCCGGGGGGAAGCACGUGGCUCUGCGCGAGGGCAGCAGGACCCCUCACGAGGGCACGCUGGAGUUCAUCAGCCUGGACAGCCACAAGGGCACAGGACCAUCUCGACGGAGUGACUUGGAAUCUCUGGGCUACUGUCUUCUGAAAUGGCUCUGUGGCACUUUGCCUUGGUCUGAUGAGCUGGACAAAGUAAAAGCUGUGAUGGAACAGAAAGAAAGGUACAGAAAGGAUGUGAGAUGCCUUCUCCAGCUGUGCUUCAGGCAGAGAUCCAUUCCAGAUGCCCUGCAGAACUACCUGGAGCAGGUGCUGGCCCUGCAGUACGAGGACAGGCCUGACUACGCAGCCUUGCGGCAGCUCCUGAGGCAGCCACUGGAAAAGAUGAGAGCUUCAGCAUACGACUGUGUGGAUGUGCCAGUGGUGCCCUGAGAGCCUGCCAUGGGACAGCAGCUCUGCUCUGGGUGUCAGCCAGCAGCAGAUGCAGCCACAGCUCACCCACCUGUUCUUUGCCAAUUUCUUCAUAGCGCUCAUCUUCAAAUCGCUGUUUGACUGCCAUGAGGGACACCUGCCUGUAAUCCUUUGGGACAUCAUCGUGGAAGCUGGAAAGAAAGAUUGAAACCCCUAUCUUACAAUGGAUUUUGUGAAACAGUAUUAAGAAAACCUGCCAAGUUAGAUAAUUUUCCUCUGUCACUCAGUGCUGUGCUAAGGGAGUUGGUGUUUCAGAAGCUUCAUCAGGACACCUGGUGGCUUCUAAGCAUGUGAGCAUCUAAUUCCUUUUCUGUCCCUGUUUUCUGUGACCCAGGGCCAGACCAGCUGGCAGAAACAGAACAGCUGUCCCUGAACUGAACCUUAGUGCCUUGUGACAGGGGAGCAAGGCAGCCAACCAAAGGCCCUUCCUUCACUGGGAAGGGCUGACUGUACAGGUGCAGCACAUUUGCCAGAGCUGCAAUCCAAGUACUCCUGUGUCCCCUCAAAGAGUCCCAAAACAAUUACCACUUUUGGUGGAGGCUCAGCACGCAGGGCAAGAGGUCUUCUUGAGAGAAACCAGUGCACUCAGACAGCUGGCUGGUCCAGGAGUGUGCUGGAGAAGAGAGUACAUAUUCAGAUACUGAAUUACAUAUUCAUGAAGUGUAGUAGUUCUGUAGUGAGUCAGCUUAUUUUCUUUAAUAGGUUAAGGAUCGUGAUAUUUGCAAGCUUAAAUCUAUCCAUAGUUUGUUCAAGUUCACAGCUGGCUUUAAGGACAGGUUUAUCUGCCAAACUGAUGUUAGACCUAACAGCAGAAAUCUUCAGGCUCAUUUGAAUCAAAGCCUGCAUAGUCUGAUGCUAAUGCUCUAGUUCAUCACUGCAAGUAAGAGGUAAAAUAGACUCAGAGAAUUCAUGGAAUGGUUUGGGUUAGAAGGGACUUCAAAGCCCAUCUCAUUCCAUGGCAGGGACACCUCCCACUAUCCCAGCUUGCUCCAAACCUUGUCUGACCUGGCCCUGGACACUUCCAGGGAUCCAGGGGCAGCCACAGCUGCUCUGGGCACCCUGUGCCAGGGCCUGACCACCCUCCCAGAGAACAAUUCCUUCCCAAUAUCCCAUCCAUCCCUGUCCUCUGGCAGUGGGAAGCCACUUCCCUUGUCCUGUCUCUCUAGGCCCUUGUAAAUAGACUCUUGUCCAUGUCUCCUGUCAGCUCCAUUCAGGUACUGGAAGGCCACAAUUAGGUCACCCUGAAGCUUUUCUUCUCCAGGCUGAACAAUGCCAAUUCUCCCAGCCUUUCCUCAUAGCAGAGCUGUUCCAGCCCUCUAAUCAUCCGGGUUGCCCAAUACAGCCAAACAGGCUGAACUCAGCUCUUCAUUUUGACUUCUUACACCUGUCCCCUUCUUCUCCACCCCUCUGUCCACCUCCCCCAGCCAAGUGAUUGGGACAUCUUGCCUAAAGACAAACUAACACCCAAAAAACCUCCCUAGAAAGAGAAGGCAGACUGGCAGUGUGUGCUUGAGGUAAGAUGGGUUACCUUGCCCGUGCAGGAUC
Molecule: messenger RNA, 2916 nt
Organism: Zonotrichia leucophrys gambelii
Lineage: Eukaryota; Metazoa; Chordata; Aves; Passeriformes; Passerellidae
Gene: VRK3
Product: VRK serine/threonine kinase 3
Exons: 12
Coding region: 16-1332 (438 amino acids)
Biological process (GO): peptidyl-serine phosphorylation; signal transduction
Cellular component (GO): cytoplasm; nucleus
Molecular function (GO): protein serine/threonine kinase activity; ATP binding
Source: RefSeq, a predicted model, not a curated record